Messenger RNA from Drosophila obscura, 2761 nucleotides. Its product is annotated as insulin-like growth factor-binding protein complex acid labile subunit. Gene Ontology annotation, molecular function: protein binding. Lineage: Eukaryota; Metazoa; Arthropoda; Insecta; Diptera; Drosophilidae. Bases 346 to 2676 code for a protein of 776 amino acids. The record is from RefSeq and is a predicted model, not a curated record. The transcript has 15 exons.
GUGUGUGUGCCGUGGACCCCCCCGUGUGUCGGUGCGUGAAGCCUGUAACAAAUCUCAUUUAUUGGCAGCCAGAAACUGAUUUGAAUAUUCAGAUCUCUAUCCCCCCGCACACCUCAGACCAGACAACACCCCGACUAUAUACAUAUUAUCUGUGUUUGUGUAAUCUGUGUACCCCCAUGAUUUAUAUAGGCUCUGCAGCAGCCGUGAUGUAAAGUGACAAUUUUGAUAAUUUUCGAUUUGCAUGCCGCUGUGCAUAAGACAGACAGAGACAAUUCGCAUUCAGAGUUCAAUCAGUUGAAGGUUCAAUAAACGCAAUACGAGAGGGAGCGAGUUACGAAAGCCAAGAUGCUUUUGAAGUGGCUGCUGUUCAGCCUGUGCAUAAUGCCGGCCAUGUUCAGCAAUACGAGAAGGAAGUGCCCCGUUGAAUGCCAAUGCAGCAUGGAUGACUUGGAUCGUUAUCAGGCCAUCUGCACAAAAGGUGGCCUCAACUCUCUGCUGUCCUCCAAUGAGCUGGACAUUGACGUGAAAGUCAUUAUCAUACGAGGGCCGAGGAACUCUAUUACGAUUGGACCCGCUUUGCGUCAGUUCAUGAAGCUGGAGAUCCUGCGCAUCACGGACUCCAAUCUACCGGCCAUUGGGGCCGAGUCGUUCUGGGGCCUCAAAUAUCUGCGGAUAUUAGAUCUGUCCAAGAACAAUAUUACCAACAUCACGGAGAACAACUUUCGGGGCCAGGAUAAUCUCAUUGAAUUGGAUUUAUCGAAGAAUAAAAUUUUACGCAUGGCCAGUUCAACGUUUCGUCAUUUGACGGAUCUGCGCCGUCUUAAUUUGGCCGAUAACUCAAUCGUGGAGCUCGUGCAGCGCAAUUUCUUCAUGCUGAGCAGACUCAAGUACCUGGACCUGAGCGGAAAUCCGCUCCAGGAUUUACAGCCGGAUGUAUUCCGCGAUGUGUCGGAUCUGAAAGUACUCAAAUGCCGAAAUUGUCAGUUGAAAAAAAUCAAUCCACAGCUGUACAAUUUAUUGCCGCUUUUAAGCGAAUUGGAUUUGGGACGCAACGAGUUCAAGUUCCUCGAGAAGGAUGAAUUCCGAGAUGUGAAACGUCUCAACAAAGUUCUGCUCGACGGCAAUCAAUUGUCUGUGGUCGUGGACCAACUCUUUCGCAUGCAGAAAAGUCUUAAUCAUUUGGAUUUAUCGUACAAUCGCUUGGCCAAAGUGCCCAAUGAUUCGUUUUUGCAGCUGACCAAUUUAACAUUUCUGGACUUAUCCUACAACAAAUUGGUGCGUCUGGAGCCGCAAUCUGUGAGGGGUCUGAGCAAUCUAUUGACGCUGAAUAUUAGUGGAAAUGUUCUGAUGGAUCUAAUGGAAAUGCGCGAUACUUUUGAACUCAUUCCCCAACUUACACAUUUGGCCAUUGCGGAUAUGGGUGCAUUGCCUGUUGGCCUUCUUACGCCCUUCAGGCAGCUGCGCUAUCUGAAUAUCUCUGGAAAUUCUUUGGACAACAUGGCACUGCAAGUCAUCGAUCCUUGUCGAGACCUGGAGUAUUUGGAUUUAUCCCGAAAUCAAUUAUACGGCAUAAAUGAGGACACUGCGCUACGGAUUCAAGGCAUACGCAAUGUGCGACUCGACAACAAUCCUUUGAUAUGCGAUGAAUGUCACAUGGGAAAAUUAAUAAAUGUCGUUCGGCAACUGCAGUGGAAAUGGGACACAUAUCCAAUUUGCUUCCUGCCCAAAAGUUUGCGAGGCGCUGAAAUAAAUAAUUUGGACAUUGGCGGGCUGCACACGUGCCUGGAUUACAUCAGCGAUGAGGAACAGAAUGCGGCCAGCACUUCGUAUAAUUUUCUUGAGCACGGCGGCCUCAAUACUCUGGCCAUUUUGGGUGGCAUCAUCUUUGUGCUAAUUGCCGUCAUUAUACUGUCGCUGGUGGCCUGCUUCUCCAAGAAUCGAGCCCGCUACUACACCAGGGAGGAUCAUCUGAAUGGCAUAUACUCCUCAGGCGAGAGCAAGUGCUUGGAAAAGAAUUUGGAGGCGACCACAAUUACAACGCUGGGCAAUGGCAGUUCACCCACAACAACAACCACACUGACCCUGGCCACAUCCCCAUCCCCAGCCACUGGAACAGCAGCAACAGCAGUAGCAGCAGCAGCACCAGGAGGAGGAGGAACAGUAUCUGGACCAUUAGCAAAAACCAAUGGACAUGGAGUGAGUCCAAGUCCUGGCAAUGGCAGCACGCCAGCCCAUGUAGCUGCCUCAGGCUCCGGCGAAGACAAGGGCAAGGAAAUCAACUUUACUUUUCCCAUUGAUGAUCGCGUCUGUACCAUCGACGAACUGAUGCUGCCACCGGCGCCUCCACCACCAGCCGCGUAUCAGCACCACCCGAGCAUGGGCAGUCUGAUGUACAGUGUGUCCCAUUCACCGGGCAGCGGACCCGCUGGAACAGCCACCACCAUGGCCGCUGUGGCAGCUGCAGCAACUGUCAUUCCACCGGGUGCACCCUCCCCAAUGCCAACAUCCAUGCCCACUCCAGCCGAGGCUGUGGUUGUGGUACUGCCUCCGCCGCCGCCGCCUCCACAGCUCCAACACCACCAUCAGCUGGAAGGGAGCCUGGCCAGCCUACGUGAGGUGCAGCAGCAGCUGGUCCAUUUAAGCAGCACUCUGGAGCCGCUGGUCAGCGUUAACUGACCCAGGGGCUUAGCCACGGCCGCCUCCGUCUCGACCGCAGCAUCGGGGGCAUCAGUAGCAUCCGCGGGCAAGUUUGCCAAGCAAA